AUGGGCAGCGUCCCCCGGAAGGAACUUCAGGAGCAGGGGGAGAUCAGAGUCAUCCAGCUGGGCUUUGACCUGGACGCCCACGGGAUUGUUCUCACCGAGGACUACAGGACCAGAGUCCUCAAGGCCUGCGAUGGCCGGUCCUACGCUGGGGCCGUGCAGAAGUUUCUGGCUUUGGUGCUGCCAGCCUGUGGGGACCUUAGCUUCCAGCAGGACCAAAUGACGCAGACCUUUGGCUUCAGGGACACAGAGAUCACGCAGCUGGUCAACGCCGGAGUCCUCACCGUCCGAGAUGCCGGGAGUUGGUGGCUGGCUGUACCUGGAGCUGGGAGAUUCGUUAAGUAUUUUGUUAAAGGGCGCCAGGCUGUCCUUGGCAUGGUCCGGAAGGCCAAGUACCGGGAGCUACUCCUGUCGGAGCUCCUGGGCCGGCGGGCGCCUGCCUCGGUGAGACUCGGCCUUGCCUACCAUGUGCAUGACCUCAUCGGGGCCCAGCUGGUGGACUGUGUCUCUACCACUUCUGGAACCCUUCUGCGCCUGCCGGAGACGUGA
Molecule: messenger RNA, 546 nt
Organism: Myotis davidii
Lineage: Eukaryota; Metazoa; Chordata; Mammalia; Chiroptera; Vespertilionidae
Gene: WHR1
Product: serine/threonine kinase 19
Exons: 6
Coding region: 1-546 (181 amino acids)
Biological process (GO): positive regulation of Ras protein signal transduction; protein phosphorylation
Molecular function (GO): protein serine/threonine kinase activity
Source: RefSeq, a predicted model, not a curated record